AUGCCUGUUCCGCCGGCGGAUGUCUUCGGGGUUGUAUACAUCAUCGAAAAUGCUCAGCAGUUUUGGUCUGAGCUGGAAGACAUGCUCAAUGUUUCCGACGGCCUGACCCUCGAACGACUAGAUGCCACCCUGCGACGUUUCGUCUCGUUCUGCGCGGCAUAUCACGAACAGUACCUGCAAAGUCCAUUGCAGAUGGAGCACGCAUGCGACCUCCUCAUCGCCUCGGAGCUGUUCCAAUUCCAUUCCCAGCGCAUGACCAGGAUCUUGUGUGACGAUACCCAGAAGGCCACAGACCCUCAUCAGCAGCUCAUCCUCUACGGCGUCCUGCUGGCCUACGGGAGACGGAAAGCGAGUUUCCUGCGCGAUCAGAAGCGUUGGCAACCACUGCUUCCCUUGCUCAUGGACAAUGUCCUAGUGGAUGUUGAUCCGGACGUGGAGGAUACGUUCUCAGGCACGACUUCCGGUGGGAGUGGGUAUCAGCGGGCGGUCGCAGUACCGAUCGAAGCCAAGCUGCGGACACAAUCUGUGCGCAUUCUUUAUGAAGUCUGUAGAGUGCAGAAGAUGACGAUCCAAGAACUAGACAGCUUCAGUGACUCCUUCAUUGACUAUCUGUUCGAUCUCAUCGAGCAGACACGGCAUAUGCAAGAUGAGACCUUCAAUUAUUCUGUGAUAAAAUUACUCGUCGCUCUUAAUGAGCAAUUCAUGGUGGCCGCGCUGCAUUCUCAAGAAGAGAAUGGUGGUGGCAAGCAAAACCACGGAGAUCGUCACAAGACGGAGAACGACAACCGCGUCUUGCAGGUGCUUAUGACACGGCGAGGGUCGAGCAUGACGUUCGGCGAAAACAUGAUAUUCAUGCUCAAUCGUGCCAGUCGCAGCCCCGAAGAUCUCUGUAUGCAAUUGCUGGUCUUGAAGCUGCUCUACCUUUUGUUCAGAACAGAAGGCAUGUCUGAGUACUUCUACACGAAUGAUCUUUGUGUCUUGGUCGAUGUAUUCUUGCGAGAAAUCGGUAACAUCGACGAAGAUAAUGAGUCGCUUCGACAUACAUACCUUCGAGUCUUGCAUCCGCUCCUGACAAAGACACAACUCCGUUCAAUGCCCUACAAACGCGGACAGAUCGUACACACACUGGAGUCGCUCAUCGAGAACGAGUCCAUCCGGGACAUCGACCCUACGACGAAGCGGCUCGUCCUGCGCUGCCUUGCGGGCGACUGGUGCGUCCAGUUCCGCAAGAAGACCAGCGACACGCCCAGGCGCGUCGACAGCCCCGCGCUCUCCUCUACCUCUGCCAUCUCAGUGCCACAGAGCAUCAACUCGCCCACCACGCGGCCGGACCGCUCGAACUCCUUCCGCGGCAAGAACGCGAAGGCGAGCCGCAGCGCGGAGAACCUGCUUGACAUGGGCAGCAUGUCCCGGCGGCCGUCCGACCAACGGACGCCGCGCGGAGGGUAUUUCGAGGGCCUGCGCCAGCCGAGCGCGGACAGCACGAUGAGCCUCCCACGGAUCGUGACCGCAUCGACCUCCACGGCGGCCUCAUCCGUGCCGAAGCCCCGCCAUCGCGCAGGCUCGAUGGACACGGAGGCGACGACCGCGGCGUUCUCGACGCUCACAACGCGCGAGCGGAGCGAUUACAACUCGCCGACGUCCGCGCCGGCCGCGCAGGCGUCGAUGGUAAUGGAGCCUGCGUCGCCUCUGGCCAUAGUGGAGCCGCCGGACUCGCCUGUAUCAGUGCUCUCCUCUUCGUCGUCGUCGACGAUGAACUCCAAGCCGCACAGGAGGGCAGCACCUCCACCGCCCGCCAAGCGGAGGAAGCCACCAGCGGUGCCAGCUGGGCGGGCACCGGCAGGCCAUGCGUUCAGCGCAAUAGGUGCUUCGUCUUCGCAGCCCAGCUUGACUUCGCUCUUGCCUCGAAGACAGUGA
Molecule: messenger RNA, 1917 nt
Organism: Fomitopsis serialis
Lineage: Eukaryota; Fungi; Basidiomycota; Agaricomycetes; Polyporales; Fomitopsidaceae
Exons: 8
Coding region: 1-1917 (638 amino acids)
Biological process (GO): actin cortical patch assembly; endocytosis; actin cortical patch localization
Cellular component (GO): actin cortical patch
Molecular function (GO): Arp2/3 complex binding
Source: RefSeq, a predicted model, not a curated record